AUGCUGAAGGUAUAUUAUGCUGGACUUUUAGAACGUGCAGAUAACGCCGAAAUCUCACUAACGAUGCCGGAGACAUCAUAUAAUAUGUACAGUUUAUGUCCGGGAAUGGGCCUCGAAGGAGAGGUGCUGGAGCCCCAAGAUGCACAGGAAGAUCGAGAUGAAUCGGAAGCACGAAACAGGGAACCAGAUAAUGUGGAGGUAAUUUUACUUGUAAUUUCUUAG
Gongylonema pulchrum is the source of this 222-nucleotide messenger RNA. NCBI's taxonomy places the organism in Eukaryota, Metazoa, Nematoda, Chromadorea, Rhabditida, Gongylonematidae. The record is from the annotation of a GenBank genome assembly.